Molecule: messenger RNA, 3784 nt
Organism: Porites lobata
Lineage: Eukaryota; Metazoa; Cnidaria; Anthozoa; Scleractinia; Poritidae
Source: the annotation of a GenBank genome assembly
CAGCGGUAUCUGCAGGAAUCGCACCGAGGUUCGGUGUACGUGGACCUUGAAGCUCUGUUUAUGGCUUUUCUUCAAUAUGUAAGUGGUAAAAUCUAAGAUCAAUGUGGGUGCAGACAAAAGGUUUCAUCUCAGAAUCACUCAGUGAAGUUAUCCGAUUUGCGACAGUUGAACUUCAACUUCGAUAGGACAUUGACUCUUAGCGAGCUAGUCAGCCGACUUCAAAAGAAUACUGCACCGUUUGUCUUUGAGAAAUAUUUAAUAUUUUAUUGUAUUUUCCUGUGGACUGUCUUUUUCGUGUAAAAACCAUUACUCUUGAAACGGCUAACGUAACGAAUUGUCACGUCAUCGCCACUGACAUACUAUUUUUAUCUUCCAAUCACAGGUCGGUGCAAUUCCUGUAUUUAGCUGCUAGUCUCAACGGCUGUGACAGCAGGGCAGCACAACAGCACAAGCAUUUCCUGCAUUCUACACCGUAAAUCAAGAAUAAUGAGGCUUUCGACAAUCUUUCGUGUAAAAAAGUUAGUAUUUGGGGCUUUUCUAGUGUUCUUCGUGUUGAAAUGGGCUGUUGUGCCGCUGUACAGCGCCAUGAAAAGGUUUGUACAUUGGGCUUUUGUGCGAAAGAAUCAACUAAAGUUGUCUUCGGAUAUAAGCAAUUUUUUAAUCAUUAUUGUUGCUUUUUUUUUCAAACACACUCUGUCAUAGUAACUUAGUAACUGUCUAGAAGUGAUCUACGUGGCUGCCAGUAGCAAAUUAUUUGUCAGUAUUUGACUUCUGGAUCAAACGUAAGAAGAAAAAGCACUAUUUUGAUAUUUGAUUUUUAUUAUAUUCUCUGUUAUAAUCUUCAGGAAUAUGUGCCAGUCUGUUCAUAAUGUUCUGUUUCUCAAAACCCACAAGACUGGCAGCAGCUCUGUAAGCAACAUUUUCUUUAGAUUUUCUAAAAGCAGAGGUUUGACAGUGGCUUUACCAAGGAAACAAAUCUAUUCCUUUUACUGGCCUUGGAGUUUUCAAGCUAACUUUGUGGAUAAUUUACCAGAGGAAAAGCCUAACAUUCUCUGCAGUCAUGCAAGGUAAAAUUACUAAAACUCACAUCACACGUAUAAAUUAACAAAUAGACAACACUUUUCCAUGGUCAGUAUACUCUUAUCAACAGUAAAAUGUUUAAAACUCAAGUGAAGGGGAGUGAUUUCACUGCAAGUGCACAAAAACAAAAAAACAAAUUGCACCACCAUCACAUCAUUUCCAUGGUCUGUACUCUUAUUGACCAUAGCUUUUGACCAAACACUGUGAGAAAUCAGCUCAGCAGUUAUUGUAAAAAUAUAUAUGUCCCUUUGCUUUGUUAGAAAUUGUUGUGGAAGACCUCAUGUCCAUUAUGUUGGGAAUGGGAGACCAUGACAAUCAUUCGAGUUUCCAAUGAAAUAUGAAACCAUGAUGACAUCUCACAAGUGUGUAGAUAUAACAUCAUUAUGUCAUUUAGUAUAACUCUUCCACAAAAGCCAUUUCAGAGACACAGAUACUGGUAGAUGGCUGUUUUAGAGAGAUUGCCUUGGCAGAGCCAUUGACAAAACUGGUAUUGGACUGGAUUAAAUCAGCCACUGUGACCCCAUCCCUUACCUAUUGUCUUUUAGUAAGUCACAGGGAAAGGUCCAAUUUGAGAUGUCUGCGUUAGAGAGGUGGCCAUAAGAUUAUAGGUUUGAAUUGUGUGUCCAGAACAUUGUCUAGACCAAAAUUUCCUUUGUUUUGUUUUUACAGCAGUUAAUUACCACUAACAUGCAUCAUCCUUGAAUGUUUUUUUUUUCUCUGUUGAAACCUGAGUUUUCAUGGACUUCAAUCAAUACCCUUUUCUGUGGUUUUCUCAUGUGCUCUGACAGAGAGGGUUCCUUUGUCGCUGAAUGAGGAAGACUUGCCAGAAUAAUUUAAAUGACGAUGGCAUUUUUAAUUUUAUUUAUUUCAUUAAGAUGAAGGAUUACAUUAUUAAAACAAUGAGGUCUCUUCGAGCUGAGGGAAAUAGCUGAAAUACUCUCUAUAGUCAACCUGAAGGUUUUCAGGUUGUUUAUUUAUUUGUUUGAAAGAAAGCGCGGGAGCCUCGAACGAAUUGCCAAGGAGCAUAAAUUCAAAGAAAUGAAGAUAUCACACUGACAAGGGACGAAGGUUUCCUCUGAACAAAGGCUGUUUUCGAAAAUGAAUUCUGUAACCUGCAGAUCUACUUAUCAUUCUUCAUGUUAUCAAACAGAAUCCUGAACUAGCAAGAACUCAGAGGAGUUAAUUGCGAGCAUGUAUUGAGAAAGCUAUUAUGUGGUUGUAACUUACAGUGCUUAUUAAGUUGACAAUUUGAAUUUCCUGCGACAAACACUCAACAAACUCGUACUCCUUGUAAUCUUGACAUGAAGUGGUGUCAGAUCCUGUAGCAAAAUAUUGCAAAAACAGCUUAAACACCAAUAUUUUCCUCUCAGUGCUCAAGAAUACAGGGAAAGACUCUUUUCUUGGCCAAUGCGUGAAAACCAUGGUAACGGUUGAUUGACGUCCACCAAACCACAGGUUUGAACUGAACAAGAAACCCUUUGAGGGUGCGUGUUAGUGAUAACCGCUGUAAGUGAAUUUAACUUGUAAUAUUUGUAUAAAAUAAAAUUUGACAAAAGUACAAAUUUUAUCUUGUAAUAUAAUGCUGAAAAACAAAUUUAUUUCAUAGAUAAAGUGCUGAUAUUAGAUAAAGGCGCUUCAUUUGAGUGGUCACACUAUAGGAUUUCAUCCUCAGACUCAAAAGUUAUAAUAAUAAUAAUAUAAUAAUAUUUAAAAAUUUAUAGCAUGAAAUAUCUAUAUGAAUUUAUUAUCAAAUGCACAAUGAAAAUAAUUAUCACUUAGAAAGUGGAAUCACCAUCAAGGAAUCGAUCAUUCACUCUAUAACGAACUUAGUUUAUUAAACUUUUUAGUUUUACUUAUUACAGUUAAUUUUGUUUUAACGUGUUUACUGGCAGAUACAACCAAACCACAAUGCAAUCAUUUAUGCCUCCUGGGACAAAUUUUGUCACCAUUCUUCGACAUCCUCUUUCAAGGUUUGAAUCAGCUUUUCUCUUUGAAGAUUUUCCAGCUUUUCUUGGCAUUCCAGCAUCUGCAAAUCCAUUCCAACACUUCUUUGAACACUUUGAGAAAUUCAAGCAUGAUAUAAACUCAAUGUAUACUCUUAGAAAUGGAAUGAGCUUUGAUCUUGGUUUGGAACCUGAUGAUUUCGAGGACGCUACAGCAAUCAGAAAUUUCAUCUCGUCAGUAGAGAAUGAUUUUCAUCUUGUGUUACUCAUGGAAUACUUUGAUGAGUCUUUGGUUAUGUUAAAGCAACAUUUUUGUUGGACUUUGGAGGAUGUAUUGUAUCUGAAGCAUAACUCAAGACUGCGUUCAUCAAAGAAGCAUCACAUUCCAAGGCAGUUUGGGAAUAAAUUUUUGGAUAGGAACAAAGCUGAUGUCUUACUUUAUGAACACUUUAAUCAAACAUUUUGGAGAAAGGUUAAGUCUCAGUAUGACAAUUUCUGGUCUGAAGUGAGGCUUUUGAAACAGAAAUCACAUGCAAUGGCCAAGGAAUGUUUACUACCAGGAGAGCACAAAGACGAGAGAAGGAAAAAUAUUGCUACAAAGUUAAUAUUAAAUCCAAGAGUAGGCCAUGAUAUGGAACAUUUAUGUCGGGAACUUGUGAAAGAUGAAGGUGGUUAUUUAACUUAUUUUAGAGAUAUACAAUUAAGAGAACGGUGACAAAUUGUGAAACCAGAUAUGAAAAGAACUAUAUUUUUGUGAUUUG